This is a messenger RNA of Lachnellula hyalina, 1812 nucleotides long. RefSeq lists its product as uncharacterized. Lineage: Eukaryota; Fungi; Ascomycota; Leotiomycetes; Helotiales; Lachnaceae. The coding region runs from base 1 to 1812 and encodes 603 amino acids. The record is from RefSeq and is a predicted model, not a curated record. The transcript has 5 exons.
AUGAGCCAUAGAGGGAGAUUAACGCUCCUCAAAAGUCCACUCGUUAAUGAAAAGCCGGGUGGACAUUCUCAGCCUUUCGAUUCGGAGCAUGGGAGAAAUGAAAUGUAUAUGUUCGAGACUCCUGAGUUCCAACGGCUUUAUAUUUUUGCUGACUACGCGCAGUUAUUCUACGACUUAUUUUUUGUGGCCAACCUCACUACGUUUACAAGUCUUCACGAAAUCAAUGGGGGCCAUACACUAACCUCAUACGCUGGGUUCUUCUGCAUUUUAUGGUUCACUUGGUGCCAAGUCAGUCUGUUCGAUGUUAGAUAUGUCAGCGAUGGCGUUCUGGAACGAUGUCUCAAAGCACUCCAAUUUGGUGUUAUGGUUGGGUUUGCAGUUGUUGGCCCUAAGUUAGAUCCUUAUGCGCAGAAAGCCACUAUAUUUCAAGCGCUGUCUUUGCUUCUAGCUGCGUCUAGGUUUGUGCUGUCGAUCCAGUACUUGAUUGUCCUAUUCCACGUCAAGAAAUACAAGAAAUCGCAAAUACCAUUAGCUCUUCUUGUAUUGAGCAGUUUCAUUGCUGGGUUGAUCUAUCUAGGCAUCUCAUUUGUCUUUAAGAAAGACCAUCCCUCUAACGUAUAUGCUGCUUGGUACAUUCUUGCUGUUGUCGAAAUCGGAAUCAACAUCAUCGUUUCCUCGUCUUGGAAAGUUGUUUCGUUCAAAGGCACGCAUCUCGUUCAACGCAUGUCCCUCCUGACCUUGAUCAUCCUCGGCGAGGGUAUCAUUGUCGUUUUUAAAUCCAUCGGGAAGAUCGUAAAGCAGGAAAAUGCGUAUACCAGCGCCACUGUCGGUAAUAUCAUAGCGGCUGUUGUCAUGAUAUAUUUCUUAUACAUGUUGUAUUUCGACUGGCUCAACAUUCACGACCACUUUGGAUCGAUCCGUCAACAGAUUUGGACGUUCCUACACUUUCCUUUCCACCUGCUCCUUGUUCUGAGUUUGGAAGGAACUUCACAGGUCAUCAUCAUCCGUAAAUUGGCAGAGGCUGUCCAAAUACUCAGUGACAAGUUCACUUCAGGACUCGCCAAAUUCAACGAUGACAGUGUUGAAUAUUCGAUGGACGACCUAGUAUCAACUGUCAACACAACGAUUCAAAGUAUUUUCGUGACUUACCAACCAACAUACGUAUCCACAAUCACCGAGGUACAGGACGGGCUAGAACAACUGAGUCAUGCGACGACUAAUUCAACAUUAGAAGAUGCUGUCACCGAUGUCCUUUCAACCGUCAUUAAUUCCAUCUAUGAAUCAUACGGGGUUGAACUUAGCGAGGAAGACACAGCGAACCUGACCAGUGCGGAGCAGAAUGAAAAGUAUGAGCACGCAUUCAGAGUUCUAUUUAUUUACUUUUUCGUUACUAUUGGCGGCACAAUUCUCCUCAUGAACCUCCUAAACUACCUCUCCAUUUCCCACAAAUCCUUCCCGCGUCUCUCCCUCGGUUCCUGGCUACGUCUCGCUUUCAAUAUCAUCGUCGGCGUCGCUCUCUGCGCUGUUGCAGGCAUAGCAAGAACCAAUGGUGCAACGGAUUACCUCGUCUCGCCGUGGGUUCUACCCACCAUUGCUUUGGCGCUGUUCUCGAUGUUGGUCGUGAACAAUUUUCGAAGCGCAACGCCACAUAAUACCACAGCGCAUGAUCUGGGAGGCGCUCAUGUUGCCUAUCAUCCGACUGAGGAGGAGAUGCAGCCUAUGGUGCAUAAUGUGAAUGGGGCCAUGGGAUACACUCCCCCCCCGCAACCUUAUCAGCCCUAUGGAGUGGGUCGAAAUGAUGGAUCGAAAUGA